AUGGACAGGAAGGCUGACGAGUGUGGAGCAGAUGCAGAGGUCCCGCUUCCAUGCUUCAGCACCUUCGACCAUGGUGCUGGACUACGGGAGGUCUCCAUCAUCAAAGGAAUUGAGGAAUACCUCGGCUACCACCACUUGGCGGAGCCUCUCACAGCUUUUCGUCGAGAAGUGGCAGGUGCCGGGCUUUUGCGCAACCCCAGCAUUUGGAUGCAAGUGGUGCGUGACAUUGAGGAGGUGCUUGCAACGUUUGAUGCUGGAGAUCAGAAGGCCUUUAGGGAUGCGUGGCAGCGGCUUGUCCCUGAAGAGCGGCAAACAGCGCCGGUGGGGCGAAACAUCGAAUUGCGGCUGCAGGCUUACUUCGCCACUCACAGCAUGCGCAGAGCAUUGCAGGAAGGCCGCGAACCGGAACCUCACGAAAUGCAGGCCUUGGAUCGCUUUCGGGACUUCUUGAGUGAGUGCGGCAAGGAUGAGGUCAGUGCAGAUGAAGCACUAAUGCCUCUUUUUGCGCUUCCCUUCGUCCAGCGACCGCAUGCGCACCCUGAUGUGCGGGAGGUCUUCUCAGACAGUUGGCUUCAGCACCUUCGCAAAGAUGUUGAGGCAGAACUUCGAUUGCAACAACCGCCUAUUCCUUUGCUCUAUGACAUCGUGGAGCAGCCACCCACAGACGAUGGGAAGCGCCCAUGGCAGGCAGUCGAAGCAAAGCAAAUAGAAUUUUCAGAGUACCUAUAUCAUAUCGUCCAUUGCUGUUGCAUCCAGCAUCAUGAUGCAACAUGGCUAUUCCAUGCUUUGCACCCAUUUUUUGACCCGGUCAAGCCAGGUCUGAAUGCACAGAAGCCACACUUGAAGGUCGACAGAUCAACAGGAAGUUGCGAAAGAUAA
Messenger RNA from Durusdinium trenchii, 879 nucleotides. The record is from the annotation of a GenBank genome assembly. Lineage: Eukaryota; Dinophyceae; Suessiales; Symbiodiniaceae.